AUGUCGGUUUUCCAAUCUGAACGACAGAUAUUUUUUGAAACCCAGUACAUAGAUCCCCUGGAGGAUCACUCAUUACAGUACUGUAAUCAGUAUAAUGCCUCGAGGGUGAAUGGAGCCAUCGUGGUGUUGGUAAGGAAUAAAGAGUUACACGCGUUAAGGGAGACGAUGAAACAUUUCGAAGACCGAUGGAAUAGAAAAUAUCACUACCCCUAUGUGUUUCUGAAUGACGAAGAAUUUACCGAGGAGUUUAAGAUUUUAACCUCCGCCAUAACCAAAUCUGAGACUCAUUACGGCCUAAUACCUCAUGAAAUGUGGAGCUAUCCGUCGUGGAUAAAUCAAACCCGUGCUGCCGAAGCCCGUCACGAGAUGGAAAGCAAUGAUGUCUUAUAUGGUGGCAGUGAAUCAUAUCGUCACAUGUGUCGAUUCAACUCUGGUUUCUUUUUCCGUCACGAACUGAUAAAGAAAUACGAUUAUUACUGGCGUCUUGAACCCGGAGUAGAAUUCCUGUGUGAUAUUGACUACGAUCCAUUCCGUUUCAUUCAAAAAAACAACAUCACCUAUGGAUUCACCAUCUCGCUGCUUGAACUCCAAGAGACCAUACCGACACUUUGGGAUACGGUGGUCAAGUUUUCGGAAGAGUACCCACAGUACUUGAACGAGCGAAAUGUAAUGAACUUCAUGUCACCCGACGGUAAGACCUACAACGGAUGUCAUUUUUGGAGUAACUUUGAGAUCGGAGAUCUGAAUUUCUGGCGAGGAGAGGCGUACAUGAAAUUCUUUGAAUAUUUGGAUCAAGCCGGUGGAUUUUUCUACGAGAGAUGGGGUGAUGCACCGGUUCAUUCGAUAGCGUUAGCUCUGUUCCUCGAGAAAUCGCAAAUACAUUUCUUCAACGACAUAGGCUACAAACACUCACCAUUUCAGCAUUGUCCAAUAGAAAAACGGUUCCACGAGAGUGGAAAAUGCUUUUGUAAUCCUUCUGAAAAUUUUG
Messenger RNA from Acaulospora morrowiae, 988 nucleotides. The record is from the annotation of a GenBank genome assembly. Lineage: Eukaryota; Fungi; Glomeromycota; Glomeromycetes; Diversisporales; Acaulosporaceae.